UCCCGCCGCGCGUCCGCACCGCGCUCCGAAAUGAAAGGUGCUCGAUCACUCAUUAAUCCACCCGAAUAAUUGGCGUGAAGGGCCGCAGCACCCUGCGACCGCACCUGUCGGACACGCGCCGCGCAUUAAUUCGCACUUAAAAUUGCAAACGUCCCAAAAAAACUGGUAUCGAUGCACCUGCAAUCUUAGCGGAACCGCGGGACGGUAGUCGGUCGUGAGACGAGCGCCCAGCCCCAACGAUAUGAUCAUGCUAUUCAAGGGAAACAGCAGUAGGCUAGAGCACCUGAUCGAGAAGAUUCAGGCGAACAAGGAGAACCACGAUGUCACAGAAGAUAUCAAAGAAGCGCUGGGCAGUGUGGGCAGCACUGCCGGGAGCUCCUGGCCAUCAUCGACCCCCGAGCCGUCGCCCUCGCCCGCUUCAACGCCGACGUCCGCGGACGCCGACGCCGACCCGCCCUUCACGCUCGGCGCGACCGAGCACACACCCUACCAGUGCCAGUUCUGCGAUAAGGCCUUCCCGAGACUGUCGUACCUGAAGAAGCAUGAACAGACGCAUUCAGAUCAGAUGCCAUUCCGCUGCGAGUUCUGCUCCCGGCUGUUCAAGCACAAGCGGUCCCGGGACAGACACGUCAAGCUGCACACCGGUGACAGGAAAUAUCGCUGCGCGCACUGCGAAUCUGCCUUCUCCAGGAGCGAUCACCUGAAGAUCCAUAUGAAGACGCACGACAACCAGAAGCCGUUUCAGUGCACGGUGUGCAACCGCGGGUACAACACGGCUGCCGCGCUGACGUCGCACAUGCAGGGACACAAGCGGGACAGGGAGGGACGGGAAGUGGACAGGCGACGAGCCCUCCGCUGUCUGAGGUGCGGGGAGGGGUUCCGAAGAUCAGAUAUGCUUCAGGCUCACAUGGCUAGUGCUCAUGGAGUAGAAACCACAUCAAUGACUCCCCCUCGUAGAGUCGCGUCGCAGCCACCACCCACUUUACUCGCCUGCAUCUACUGCACCAGAGACACCUUCACGAGUAUGGAACAGUUGCAGUUACACGUGCGCGCAGCUCACUCUGCUAUUUUAAAUGGAGAGGCACCAGCUCAAUUUACAGUAGACCAGCCCACUCCUACGGAUUUAAGCAGAAGAGGAACUGACGAACCGAUCGCUAAGCGCCCACGAUCGAGCACAGGAUCUGCGACACCGAAAACUAAUCUCUCACCAAGUACGCUACUCUGCAAUCAAUGUGAUGCUGCCUUACCAGAUUUUGAGGCAUUCCGAGCGCAUUUGAAGGGACAUCUGGAGGAAGGAGGCGAACUAAAUCGCACCAGCCCGAACCCUUGCGUACAUUGCGGUGCUACUUUUGCCGACGCAGCCGCUUCCGAGAGACACUUAGCCGCUCAUUACUUAGCCGUGUCCUGUGAAUACAAUUGUCAUAGCUGCGCUCGAAGCUUUUCUACGUCCGAAGAUCUUCAAAAACAUUUAAUAGAGAUGCACACUCACCACAUGUACCGGUGUUCACUUUGCAAAGAGAUAUUUGAUUCAAAAGUUUCUAUACAGGCUCACUUUGCAAUGGCACACAGUGGUGAAAACAAAGUAUGGAUAUGUCGAUCGUGCGGUAGCGCUGGUGGGGCUUUACGCACGGAGGCGGAGGGUGCUGCUCACGUACGGGCGAGGCACGCGGCGGCUAGAUGCGCCUGUGGUGCGGUACUACCAGGGGCUAGGGCGCUAAGGGCACACACUGCAGCCCACCACGCCUACCGAUGCCCUGUGCCCAACUGCACUGAAUCCUUCGCUGUCCAGUAUUUACUUGAAAGGCACAUGCAGGCUCAUCACGCCAUUGGGCAAACGGGUGUAAACGGUGACCUAUCUAGAGUGAAACGGGGUGAAAAUAACAAUGGGCUGGAGGAUGACAAUUAUUCGCCCUGUAUGCCCGAAGGCAACGGUCCAGUGCCCAUAGACGAUAGGCGACGUAAGAACGGCGCAGUGGCUCUCCAGUGCGCCUACUGCGGGGAGCGCACGCGCAGCCGCGCCGAGUUGGAAGCUCACACCCGCGCCCACUCUGGUACCGCCGCCACCCGCCACAAGUGCCUCAUAUGUGACGAAAUCCUUCCCUCCGCUGCAGUGCUCGCCGAGCAUAAAUUGACGCAUUGUAAGGUAAUAGCUGGCGAUAUAUGUGCACGAUGCCGCUCUCGUCUUCCUUCGGAGGAAGCCUUCUUGAGUCACAUGGCCCGCCAUCACCCUACUUUACCAGCGCCCUGCGUGAUAUGCCGCCAGACCCUAGCGUCGGAGGGCGAAGCACGCUUACAUGCAAGAUUCCACCUGCGUCCAAACGAAGACGAGCAGCGCUGUGCGAUAUGUCUCCGAGCUUUGACCGACAGCGAAGCCGGGGACGGAGCUCGAGCCUGCUCGUCGUGCUACGCUCGCCACGCUACCCCCCGACCUCCUCCCCCCGCAGACCACGACUGCCGAUUGUGCCGACGAGCCCUGGGCUCCCCGACGCGACUGCAAGCUCAUCUCAUCGAGCAUACCUUCGCCGGCAUCGGAGCGUUCACCUGCUACUUGUGCUCGGCGAUGUUCACCAGCGCCGCCGGCCUGCAGCGGCAUCUACCGGAGCACGCGGCCGCCCCGCGACCCUACGACUGUAAUCGAUGCGGGUUGAAGUUUUUCUUCCGAGCCGAACUGGACAACCACGCUUUCGUGCAUUUGGAGGAGGCUGAAAUCGCUCAGAGAGCGUUCUACGAGGCUUACGCUCGGGGCGCCGUUUCCGCGUGGGCGGCUCUCCAACCCCCCGAGCCUCCACCGCAACCUCCGGUACCGUCGCCCUCGCAACCGGAGGUUCCAGUGAAGCAGGAACCGGAAAUAAAAGAGGAGCGCCAGGACGAGUACAUCGAAGUGUCCUCGCCGCCUCCGCCGCAGGAGACCCCGCCGAGCCCGAAGCCCGUCGUCAAACAGGAGAAGCCCGAUGAGGAAUGAAUGGAAAAUACAUAUCGUCCGGUGUAGGACACGUUCCUACUGCAAUAUUAGAUAACGUCCUUAUUACGUACGCACUAAGUAGCCCUAAGAAAGUUAAAUCCUGUUAACUAUCAGCGUUUAGAACGCUCUAAGUUAGAACUAGAUAGGCUGUAAUUUUAUCGUUUUAGGGGUUUUGCGUUUAUUUAUACGAUUUGUAAUUGUUUUAUUUAAUUAUAUUACUACUG
Messenger RNA from Aricia agestis (brown argus), 3186 nucleotides. It is a transcript of the gene L, whose product is annotated as zinc finger protein 423 homolog. Lineage: Eukaryota; Metazoa; Arthropoda; Insecta; Lepidoptera; Lycaenidae. The record is from RefSeq and is a predicted model, not a curated record. The transcript has 8 exons. Bases 242 to 2962 code for a protein of 906 amino acids. Gene Ontology annotation, cellular component: nucleus.